Molecule: messenger RNA, 2625 nt
Organism: Cavenderia fasciculata
Lineage: Eukaryota; Evosea; Eumycetozoa; Acytosteliales; Cavenderiaceae
Exons: 1
Coding region: 1-2625 (874 amino acids)
Source: RefSeq, a predicted model, not a curated record
AUGAUGAUGUUAAACCAUACAAUUAAAUAUGGGUAUACAUCAGCCAUCAACAAUAUUGCUAGAUAUGGUGUAAACCGUAUUGGUCAAUUCAAGACUACUACGAGUACACCAACAUCAAUACUAGACAAUACAUCAUCAAUCUCAAACAUUAGAUAUUAUUCAACAACAACAACAACAACAACAAAAACAACAACAACAACAACAGCAGAACCUCUCUUGAAUAUUAGUAAUGUUAAUAAGAAUAAUAAUAAGAAAAAGACAACUACUACAAAUACUCCUCCUCCGACUACUUCUGAUACAACUACCAUUUCAUCAAAAAUUCAAGAUUAUGAAAAUAAUUAUAGCAAGAUUGAACAAUUAUUAAAGAAUGGAAAGAUUGUGAUGAAGUUGGUAAAGAGUUUAGAGUAUCAUGCAAGAUUGGAUCUAUUGGUAAAGAUCUUUUCAUACUCUACAUUGGUGGUUUCAACGAGGUUGAUUGAUCAGAUCAUUUAUGACUGUGAAAAUUCAAAAACAUCUUUGGGUGAAAUCGAAACAUUCUUGGAUUCUUAUAAUGACAGUGCUGAAGGUGCUACUUCUGUCGCUGCUAGUUUGGUCGGAGCAGAAUUCAAAAGAGGUACCAAAGUAAAGGUAUCACAUCACCAUACAUUCAACACUAAAUUGUUGGGUGAUGCAUUUGUAGUAUUGGAUGACAAUGUAUCGGCCGAUCUGAUGAAAGGUCUGUUUGAAAUUGCCAACAGCAAUGACAGUGUUGGAGGAUUACACAAGUUUAUCUGGAGAGAUAAUAUCUGUCAACAUAUUGUCCGUACCCUUUUAAACCUCAAUCGUUACAAUGUCGCCCUACGUUGGUUUGCACAUACCAGUGAACUUGAAAAUGCUUGGGAGUUAAGAUUAUCAUUACUUCAUCUUUUCCAAACUUAUCAUACAAUUAAAUCAACUCCAAAAGAAAAAGAACAAGAUGAAGGAAAAGAAAAAGAAGAAAAACAAGAUAAUAAUUUAAUAUUAGUACAUCAACAAUUGGCAACUAAUUAUGGACAAAUUGUUGUAAGACAAGUUGAUGCAGCUGCUAUAAAUGGUUAUAAAAAAUCAAAACAAUCAUCGAUGAAUAGAAUUGAAUCAAGUAUUAGAAAUUCUAGAACUCUUCCACCUACCCAUCCACACCAAGAACAACUAAGUAAUCUUGUUCAAAAGUACAACGAUUGUUUGUUGGCAUUGAAUACACCGGGGCCACGAGACUCUGGAAAGAUUAUUGGCGAGUUGAAAUUGGCUAGUUCCAAGAUCAAAGACUUGUUGCUCAAUAGUCCACAGUUUUAUUCAACACCGCGUCAAUCAAAGCUGCCAUCGGGGACGGUGUUUUUAGAGGCUGUCAACAUUAUCACCGAUUCAAGAGCCAAAUAUUUUGAAUUGAUGAAACCCAGUACUCCAUCGAUCGUCAGAACACUUGCAUUCAAACCAAGUUACUAUCAAAACUAUCUAUUCAAAGGAGAUGGAGAUGUACCAGAUUUACUCGAGAUACUCGAGCACAGUCAAUCAAACACUGUCGUCUUGUCGAGUAUGGUGCCAAGAAUGCUGUUCCGUGGACUCACCAAGGCCAGAUACGUCCAAGAUGCUGUUGCACUCAUGGAGUCGACCCCUGUCCGUCUAAACUACCACGAUUUUGCCCGAAUCGCUGAAUUGAUUGCCAGUCACGAGGCUGAGACCUUUAUCCGUACCGAGACGCUCAAAUUGCUCGAAAAAAUGAUGGAAGCAACACCCAAGACCAAGGUACAAGAGGAUAUUGAACAACAACAAGAGGAAAUGGAGAGCAAAACAAAACAUCAACUACACCCAGCACACCAACCAAAAGUCUUGCUCAACAAUUCCACCUACAAUCAAAUCAAUAUCAAGAUUGCUCAAAUCAUGGCUGGAUUACAAAGAUAUGAUUCACAAACCUACAAUGAUUUACAAUACUUGCUCAAUUUCUAUAAUGAUAUGACUACACGUCUAUUAGAAUCAAGAGAUGGUGUAUGGUAUAUCAAACCAACAAAAGACGAGUCAAAAGAAACAGCAGAUCUAAUCCCUCUGCCAAAGAGACAAUUACAAAGAUUGUAUAAUCUAGCAAUUAGAUUAUGGUUGGCUAAUCGUUACCCCAACAACAACAACAACAAGGUGGCUAUUGAUGAUGAAGUAGUGAUUCAAGAGUUGAUUGGUGCCGAAAUUCAACAUUAUGCCAAGAUUACUCUAGACACUGAAGCUUCGAUGAGAGAGUGGAUCGGUCCAGUCUGCAGCGUCCUAGUCAAACGUAAACAAGCACAUUUGGUCGAUCUAUUUUUGGAUUCUGUCGAACCAAUUGCCAACAUCAAAACAGCAAAUGGAUCCAUUCAUUCAGAUACACUCUUUAGAAUCUUUAAUCGUUAUGGCAAUCAAGAUGAAAAGGUUAGACUCAUGGAAACCUAUGGUAAAGGAAAACGUUUGAUUGGUUGGAGUGAACCACUCUACAGAUACCUAAAGAAAUUCAUCAGAAAGGAUACAAGAGACGAUAAAAAGGACAAUAUUGCUCAACACUUGAUGAGUCAAUUAACUAGAAGGGACAAAGAUUUAACUGAUCAAAAUAGAAUUUAUCUUUCUAAUUUAAAAAGAAAUAAAUAA